AUGAUGCAGAACUAUUUAGAUGCCAUGUCACUUUGUAAGUGGUUUGGCUACCCAGAUUAUUUCAUAACUGUAACAUGCAAUCCAAAGUGGCCCGAUAUUCAAAGGUUUAUUGCUGACACAAACCUCAAACCCAAAGACAGACCGAAUAUCCUAUCUAGGUUGUUCAAAAUGAAGCUAGAUUCAUUGAUUAAAGACUUAAAGAAAAAUUCAUUAUUGGGUUCGGUCGAAGCAGUUGUUUAUACGGUGGAGUUUCAAAAGCGCGGCCUACCUCAUGCUCAUAUAUGUCUAUUCAUGCACUCUGAUUACAAGCUCCCAACCGUUGAACAUAUUGAUCGGGUUAUUUAUGCUGGAAUUCCAAACAAAGACGACGAUCCAGAAUUGUAUGCACUUGUCAGCGAGUUCAUGAUGCAUGGUCCUUGUGGUAGUGAUAAUUCUAAAUGCCCAUGCAUGAUUGAUAACAAGUGUUCAAAAAACUUCCCAAAGACAUUCACAGAGCAUACUUUGGGUGCUUCCAUCAAAUAUUUGUUCAAAUAUAUUAACAAGGGUCCUGAUAGGGCUACUGUUACGGUUGUACCAAGCAACAACGCAGAUGAUAAUGAUGAUUUAGUUGACGAAAUAAAAAACUACUACGAUUGUAGAUAUUUGUCUGCAUGUGAAGCUUCGUGGCGUAUAUUCAAAUUUGACAUUCAUUUCAGGACUCCUUCUGUUGUGAGGCUUCCUUUUCAUCUUCCUGUACAACAAAAUGUUGUAUACGAUGCUGACGAUGAUAUUGAAGAUGUCCUCAAUAAACAGUCUGUUUCUUCUUCGAUGUUCUUAGCUUGGAUGGAGUGUAAUGAACAUAAUAAGGAAGCACAAAAACUUUCUUAUGUUGAAUUUCCUACCAAGUUUGUUUGGAAAUUGAAGGAUCUUUGUUGGAAGCCAAGAGAAAAAGAAUUUUCUAUCGGUCGAAUUCACACUGUCUCUCCUAAUGUUGGGGAAGCAUAUUUUUUGAGAAUCCUUUUAAAUAAAGUCAAAGGUUUAUCGCUUGAUGAGGAUCAAGUUAAGAACUUGACACUUUAUGAGAUUGAAAUUUUUUUAUUCCACAACAAUUCAAGCCUCAAAGAUUUUGAUGGAAUGCCUUACCCUGAUCAUGAGUCUAUAUCUUCUUCAAAUAAUCGAUUGAUUACUGAGGAGCUAGAUUUUGACAGGACGAAUCUAUUGCAAGAGUUUUAUCAGCUUCUUGAGGUAAAGAAGGUAGAGUCGCCGUCGCCGUACUUUGUACCGGAUAUCUAG
Lactuca virosa is the source of this 1272-nucleotide messenger RNA. NCBI's taxonomy places the organism in Eukaryota, Viridiplantae, Streptophyta, Magnoliopsida, Asterales, Asteraceae. The record is from the annotation of a GenBank genome assembly.